AUGCCGGGUCUGCAGGAGCCUCCGACCUGUUCCCUCCACCAUGAAGGAAACGUGUUGAUUAAAGCGUGUGUUCUCGUUGAUUUAAAGCGUGUUUCCCUCCACCAGGACCUGUUCCGCUCCACCAUGAAGCCCGUCCAGAAGGUGCUGGAGGACUCGGACCUGAAGAAGCCCGACAUCGACGAGAUCGUGCUGGUGGGCGGCUCCACCCGGAUCCCCAAGAUCCAGCAGCUGGUGAAGGAAUUCUUCAACGGCAAGGAGCCGUCGCGCGGCAUCAACCCCGACGAGGCCGUGGCGUACGGCGCCGCCGUGCAGGCCGGGGUUCUGUCGGGCGAGGAGGACACCGGAGAGGUGGUUCUGCUGGACGUUUGCCCCCUGACCCUCGGCAUCGAGACGGUUGGAGGAGUCAUGACCAAACUGAUCCCCAGAAACACGGUGGUUCCAACAAAGAAGUCCCAGAUCUUUUCCACGGCCUCGGACAACCAGCCCACCGUCACCAUCAAGGUUUAUGAAGGUGAGCGGCCCCUGACCAAGGACAACCACCUGCUCGGCACCUUCGACCUGACGGGCAUCCCGCCCGCGCCGCGCGGCGUCCCGCAGAUCGAGGUCACCUUCGAGAUCGACGUCAACGGCAUCCUGCGCGUCACGGCCGAGGACAAGGGCACGGGCAACAAGAACAAGAUCACCAUCACCAACGACCAGAACCGGCUCACGCCCGAGGACAUCGAGCGCAUGGUGAACGACGCCGAGCGCUUCGCCGACGAGGACAAGCGGCUGAAGGAGCGCAUCGACUCGCGCAACGAGCUGGAGAGCUACGCCUACUCCCUGAAGAACCAGAUCGGAGACAAGGAGAAGCUGGGCGGCAAGCUGUCGGACGAGGACAAGGAGGCCAUCGAGAAGGCGGUGGAGGAGAAGAUCGAGUGGAUGGAGUCGCACCAGGACGCCGAGCUGGAGGACUUCCAGGCCAAGAAGAAGGAGCUGGAGGAGGUGGUGCAGCCCAUCAUCACCAAGCUGUACGGCAGCGCCGGCGGGCCGCCGCCCGAGGGCGGCGAGGCCGAGGAGAAGGACGAGCUGUGAGAGGGCGAGGCCGUUCCCUCGGGGCCGUUCCCUCGGGGCCGUUCCCCUCGGGGCCGUUCCCCUCGGGGCCGUUCCCUCGGGGCCGUUCCCCUCGGGGCCGUUCCCCCGGGGCCGUUCCCCCGGGGCCGUUCCCUCGGGGCCGUUCCCCUCGGGGCCGUUCCCCUCGGGGCCGUUCCCCUCGGGGCCGUUCCCCCGGGGCCGUUCCCUCGGGGCCGUUCCCCCGCCCUCCGGCUCAUCCACAUGUACAUACGGAACUCACGGGACUCUAACGAGAGGAGCGGCGGGCAGGGGGAGGCGGGGGCGGG
Cololabis saira (Pacific saury) is the source of this 1379-nucleotide messenger RNA. RefSeq names its product endoplasmic reticulum chaperone BiP. Gene Ontology annotation, cellular component: endoplasmic reticulum chaperone complex; endoplasmic reticulum lumen; membrane. Gene Ontology annotation, biological process: endoplasmic reticulum unfolded protein response; cellular response to unfolded protein; protein refolding. The record is from RefSeq and is a predicted model, not a curated record. The transcript is spliced from 4 exons. Bases 1 to 1074 code for a protein of 357 amino acids. NCBI's taxonomy places the organism in Eukaryota, Metazoa, Chordata, Actinopteri, Beloniformes, Belonidae. Gene Ontology annotation, molecular function: heat shock protein binding; ATP-dependent protein folding chaperone; misfolded protein binding.